GAUGCAGGGAGAGAGAGCACACCUUACCUCCCUCCCUUCCCCUCUCUCUCUGUCUGUCUCUCCCUCUUCACUCCAGAGCGACAGCAGCACUCACCAACGCACCACCACACCACACACCACUGUCGCUGGCACCCUGACACACACACACCACACACACACACGCACAUACACACGUACACACACACUUGCACAUACACACACACGUGCACACAUACACACACUCACACACUGAGCAGCAUCCUCAACACAGACUGAGACGCCCUUGGACUGCUGCAGGCGAGGAUGAAGGUGCGCUCACUGGAACAGUGCAGGGAGACGGGUGUGGUCCUGCUGGGCUUCCUAACGCUGGCAGUGUCCGUAGGGAACCUGUCCACCAGGGGGCUGCAGGAGGAUGGUGCUGCGUCCAACAGCCUGGAGGAGGAGCUGGAGGUGACCACGUACUGGUGGGGGGAGUGGGCCAAGUGGACCGCCUGCACACGUACCUGUGGAGGGGGAGUGAUGUCACAGGAGCGACACUGCCUCAAGCAGAGAAAGAAAGUUGCUGCUGGGAAGGACAACAUGACCUGCACAGGAACUCCAAAGAAAUAUCAUCUCUGCAACACUAAAGAAUGUCCCGCCACUGGGAGGAGCUUCAGAGAGGAGCAGUGCUGGUCCUUUAACUCUCAGCUUUACAGUGGGAGGAACUACCAGUGGAAACCUCUGUAUCCUGACGACUACGUUCACAUCUCCAGUAACCCCUGUGACCUCCACUGCACAACGACGGACGGCCAGAGACAGCUGAUGGUGACGGCACGAGACGGCACGUCCUGCAAGUUCAGCAGCUACCGCGGCGUCUGCGUGGACAGUAAGUGUGAGCCAAUCGGGUGCGACGGAGUGCUGUUUUCAUCCAACACGUUGGAUAAGUGUGGCGUCUGUCAGGGCGACGGCAGCAGCUGCAGCAGAGUCACCGGAAACUUCCGCCGCGGGGCCGUGACUCUGGGUUACUCUUUCAUCACUCAAAUCCCUGAAGGAUCAUGGGACAUCCAGAUCAUUGAGAGGAAGAAGUCGGCCGAUGUUCUUGCUGUGACCGACCAGGCAGGAAACUUCUUCUUUAAUGGAGCCUACAAGGUGGACAGUCCUCAGAACUUCCACGCAGCAGGAACCAUCUUCAAAUACCGCCGGCCCAUGGACGUUUACGAGACCGGGAUCGAGUACAUCGUCACCAAAGGCCCCAUCGACCAGGCCAUCAAUAUCCUGGUGUGGAACCAGAACGGUCGCACACCCUACAUCACUUACGAGUACACGGUCCUCAGAGACUCCCUGCCCCCUGUCCCACCUCCACCCGUCUACACCGGAUCAGACACCUCAGCCGGAGAGGUGUCUGUGGAAGUGGGGGGGCUGCUGGCCCCUAACGGCAGUAUUUACGACCAGACGGCCCCUGAGGGCCACAUUGAGCGAGGAGGUGUCGAGGUGCAGAAAGGCCAAGAGACAAACGAGGUGUACGAGGAGACAGCGGUCAUCGACUGUGACCAGGACGGAGCAGCUGCCCCAAAAUUCACAGAAGGAAACAGUAGUCACACAGGAAGCACCGCAAACCCUGCUCCUGCUGGAGGGUCCCUGGACCCGGGUCAGGACUCUCAGAACCUCAUCUGGAGAGUCCUGCUGGAAGGCCGGAUAGGCCAGGACGAGCUGCUCAUUAACAUCUCGACCAAUCAGCUGCUGACAGAGGGAGUCGCUCUGUUUUCCUCGGAGGUGGACCUGAGCGUCCUGGAACAAGACGGAGCGUUUGGUCUGAACGAUACGCUGGAGUUCACUCUGGGACGCAAACGCAACGACAGUGGAGACGGUUCUUAUCAGAACAAAACGGUGCAGGGUGGCGGGAGGAACUCCAGCCGCUCCAACAGAACCAGGGGGAAUCAGCGGCUGUACCAGAAGAACCUGAAGCUGAGUCCUGCUGACAUGUACCGCUGGAAACUGUCCUCUCAGGAGCCCUGCAGCAUGACCUGCUCUAUAGGAGUGUCCAAGUCCUUCGUCACGUGUAUCCGUUAUGACGGCAUCGAGGUACACGAUAUGUACUGCGACGCUCUGACCAGACCGGAGCCGGUCCACGACUUCUGUAUCGGCAGAGAAUGUCAACCCAGGUGGGAGGCGAGCAGCUGGAGCGAGUGCUCCAGGACCUGCGGCGAGGGGUUCCAGUUCAGACAGGUCCGCUGUUGGAAGAUGCUGUCACCGGGCCUCGACAGCUCGGUCUACAGUGACCUCUGCACCAUGACCGACCUGGAGAGACCGGUGGAGAGACGGCCCUGCAAGAGCCCCGCCUGUGGCCCGCAGUGGGAGGUGGCGGAGUGGACGGAGUGUCCUGCUAAAUGUGGCCGUAAAGCCCAGGUGACCCGGGAUGUCCGCUGCUCUGAUGAAAGCAGACCAUGUGACCCGAUGACCAAACCCCCCAACAUCAAGAACUGCACCGGUCCGCCCUGCGAACGCCACUGGACCGUGUCCGAGUGGGGACCUUGCUCGGGGUCCUGCGGUCAGGCCAAGAUGGUGCGCCAUGUGUACUGUAAGGCUCCGGAGGGCCGCGUGGUCCCUGAGAACCAGUGCUCAGCGGAGAACAAGCCGCUCGCCAUCCACCCGUGUGGGGAGAGGAACUGUGCUCCACACUGGCUGAUCCAAGACUGGGAGAGGUGUAACACGACCUGUGGGCGAGGCGUGAAGCGACGGAUCGUCCUGUGUGCCGGCAUCAGUGCGGGAAAGUUUCAGAGCUUUGACGACGAGGCGUGUGGAGUUGGCGAGAAACCUGAAGAGGAGAACACGUGCUUCGAGAGGCCGUGCUUCAAGUGGUACACCACGCCCUGGUCUGAGUGCACUAAGACGUGUGGAGUUGGCGUGAGGAUGAGGGACGUGAAGUGUUAUCAGGGCCGGGAGCUGGUCCGAGGCUGCGACCCCCUCACCAAACCUGUGUCCAAACAGACCUGCACCCUGCAGCCCUGCCCCACGGAGCCACCAGAUGAGAGCUGUCAGGAUCGUCCCUCCACAAACUGCCUGCUGGCGCUGAAGGUGAACCUGUGCAGCCACUGGUACUACAGCAAGGCCUGCUGCCACUCCUGCCGUGCCGUACGACCUCCAACCUCCUAGUCCAGGUCAGCGCCGCCCCUCUCCACGCCUCCACUCGGACUCCAGCAGGAGGAGAGAAACGUUUACAAAGCAGCAGUACUGUCGCUUACUGCGGACAGCGAGAGGAGGAUGAAAGUCACAGUUUGAGCCUGGUUUUUUUUUUUUUAAAAGAGAAGAGCGUCCUAUGAGCACUCGGACUUAAUGGAACCAUGAUUUAUCUGGAUGAUUUAAAACAAAACCCGGUCAUCACUUCGUUUAGUGCAACUUCAACUGCCAUGUGCACACGUCACACAGAAAUACUGACCGCCUCUGGCUGCCAUUUUUUCCACCUGUCUUAUUUGGUUCUGGUUCCGGAUUUGUCGAAAACAUUUUGAGAAAACUGUCAAAGGUUUGUUCAGUUA
Labrus mixtus (cuckoo wrasse) is the source of this 3491-nucleotide messenger RNA. RefSeq names its product ADAMTS-like 2 (gene adamtsl2). Gene Ontology annotation, cellular component: extracellular matrix. Lineage: Eukaryota; Metazoa; Chordata; Actinopteri; Labriformes; Labridae. The transcript has 19 exons. Gene Ontology annotation, biological process: extracellular matrix organization. The record is from RefSeq and is a predicted model, not a curated record. Bases 283 to 3111 code for a protein of 942 amino acids.